This is a messenger RNA of Canariomyces notabilis, 1863 nucleotides long. RefSeq lists its product as uncharacterized. The transcript is spliced from 2 exons. The record is from RefSeq and is a predicted model, not a curated record. NCBI's taxonomy places the organism in Eukaryota, Fungi, Ascomycota, Sordariomycetes, Sordariales, Chaetomiaceae. The coding region runs from base 212 to 1456 and encodes 414 amino acids.
CAUAGAUGCCACUCAGGCAGGUUCCAUUGCUUCGUUCCUUCCCCAAAGUUUAUGACCACACACUGCCCCAGCAUGGAACACUUCCCAGAUUCGACCAAAUUUUCCAGACGAUUACUUGCAACAGAAUCACUGAUUGGCAUUUGCCGCGAGAAAGUUUCUUCAGUAGUCGCUCACUACGUCGUUUAUCGCGUCGAUGGAGGAAGCCUGCGCCAUGGAUGGGCAACAUGCGAGCAGCUUCUUUGCCAUUCCAAUCGAGCUCCGACGUGCUGUGUAUGCGCAUCUACUCAGCACCGCAGGCCAACACAUCCAAUACAUCACCGGCGACGAUGGGAUCCAUCACUUUAGGCUCACACCGUGCAUCGUCUCGGCAAAGUGGGACGAAGAAGAGCUGGAUGGAACCGAGCGAAACCCCGACAAGUUGUACUGGGUCUGGGGACCUAUCUAUAAACGUCGGCUUUCGUCGAGCUGGGGUCCGCACUGGAUGUGCGAGGAGUUGGCUUUCAACUUGCCCGUGUGUGAGCAUGCCCACUGGAAGGGUAGCAGCACUCAGGAAGCAGGGGAUAUAGCGCCUGCGUCGUUACGCGGUUUCGCUUCUGCUUUGAGGGUUUGCAAGAGAAUGUACAUGGAGUUGGUCGAGGAAGCUACGACAGGGACAGACUUUCACGUUACGGACCUACGGACCCUCAAAGCAAUGCUCGACCACAGGGCACCUGCUCCUGCUCCUUACAGCUUCGAAGGCUCGAUUUGUCCCUGUAUUUCCAAGCUUUCCAUUACACUGAGUCUACCUUUGGCUUUCUUCCAGGCGAUCGAGGCCGUUGUCUAUCGCGCCUCUCCCGACUGGGAAAUUGCAUCAACCUCGGACAUCGAAGACAACAGCGUCGGCACCUGGCUUCAUCUACACUCUCGUCUGCUCAUUCAGCUCCCAAAGCUUCGCAAGCUUCGCGUCUGGUUGGACCAUAAUAACGAUAGCUAUUGGUCAGUGGUCGACGAGCGAGCGAUCCUUGCUCCCAUGGAAGCUCUAAGGACAAGCAAUCCCUCACUCGAGCUGGUCUGCGUCCUCCCCAAAUUGCACCCUCGGAUCGAAGACCGUCAACGACACUACCUAUCAGUGGACGUGGACGAGGAGGAGGAAAGCCCUUCCCGUCUCGUAGUCCAUCGCUUUAUGCGCCAACGUUACCGUGUUGUUGAGGACCGCGAUACAGGCGACAAGACCGUUACUAUUGUGCCGGACUUCCCCGUUUUGUACAAACACCCUUUAUUUGAUGGGCGGCCCCUGUUGGAUGUGGAGGACUACGAGAGGGCACUGUGGCGUAGUGGCCUGGAUGUCCGCCAGCAUUUCAUGUGGCUGAGGCCCCUUUCAACUGAUUCACCCGAGUUCACUUCCAGUGGCACGGAGCACGAGGUCAAUGAUCAGUCUCCGGCAUCGUACACAUACCGUAUAUUCUCGAGCAAUUGAACAAGACUUACUGCACGGACUAAGGCAAGGGACGUAUCUAAACAGACCUUCCAUUCUCCUCAAACCCUGACUUCAACCUCACAUCGCGUCAGCAAGCUUGAAGCGCAUUGCAUAGUGCGAGGCUGGGAUUGGUCGAUUUGCUUAGUCUGCGCUGUAGAUCUUGUUCAAUUUCUCGAGAAUAUACGGCAACCUGAACCAAGUCACUCCAUUGUCCAGAUUUCGACUUACUAAGAACGAUAACAGAAGUACCUAGCCUAGCCAGCUUGCCAAUUCAACCGCAUAUCUGAUUUUUUGCCAUGCAAGACCAACAUAUGGCUCCAUGAGCAGACAUGGGCCAGAUCAUCAGCCAAAUCGAGGGACAACCACCCCACUGGUCAGAGUGGGCUAAUUCGCCAUGUACCAGUACG